Messenger RNA from Raphanus sativus (radish), 822 nucleotides. RefSeq lists its product as uncharacterized. The transcript has 2 exons. Lineage: Eukaryota; Viridiplantae; Streptophyta; Magnoliopsida; Brassicales; Brassicaceae. The record is from RefSeq and is a predicted model, not a curated record. Gene Ontology annotation, molecular function: zinc ion binding. The coding region runs from base 1 to 822 and encodes 273 amino acids.
AUGAGUUCAUCUUCAGAGAUAAAUCAUGGGGGAGAAAUUCGUGGAUUCCCAGUGAAGUGUGAGUGUGGUUUACGCGUAAAGCCUUACCUAUCGAAGACACAAGAGAAUCCAGGAAGACCUUUCUACCGUUGCAUAACCAAAAAAGAUGGACAUUUAUUCAAGUGGGUUGAGGAUGCUGUGUGUGAAGAGGUUGAAGAUGCUAUUCCAAAAAUCGAAAUCAUUGGCAGGAAGCUUACUAAUACCAUAACUGAGGUAGAUGAGUUAAAGACUUUGAUUAAAGAUUUGAAAGAAGGUGUAGCAAGGAGCGAGAUGGAAAUAAAGAAGUGGAAAGCGUUGAUGAUGUUGUGCUUUGUGUGUGUUUGCUUUGUGGUCAUUUGCAUUGCUUUCUUAAUGUUUGGUAAAGCUAUGAAAAGCAAGUCUGCAUUUACUUCCAUCUCCUUCAUCUCUCGCAGCUUCUUCAUCCAUGUUUUCUUCAUCAGCUUCCUCUUCGAGGUGUUCCUCUUCCUCAUUAUGUGUUUGAUCAUCUUCAUUCUCUUCAUCAGCACCAUCUUCAAGACCAUUAAAAUCAUCAUCGCCAAACACAGCACAAUCGUCUUCACUUACAUCAUCUUCUUCCCCACGAUUCUCUUCUCUACAAGCCUCUGCUCGGGCCUUAGCUUCACGAAGCCUAGCUUCACGAGCCCUUUCGUCAGUCGCCUCUACUUCACAAGCCCCUGCUCGAGCCUUAGCUUCACGAGCCCUUUCGUCAGUCGCCUCUACUUCACAAGCCUCAUCCACUUCAUGAGUCCUUUCUUCACGAUUCUCUACUUCGCUCGCCUCUAG